AGUGUUGACUGAAAAUUCGAAAGCUCGUGUAUUUUAUUUUAGCUUGUUGCUUUGUAGAAAUUAGUAGUCUGCCUUCAAACUUCCGUGCAAAUGAUGCAUAGAAUAUUCAACAGAAUAACAUACAGUUUUAGCGUCACUUGAAUAUUAAAAUACACACUUUACGCUUCACAAGUUGCGGGAGACCUGAAGUCUUUGAGCAAAUAUUUAUUUGUGUUAUUUGAAAAGCCUAGUGCGUCCAACAAUUAAGGAGAAGAGAGAAAAACGUCGUAAACACCAUUCAUCAGAUAGCAGCAGCGUUGCCAACCUAACAGUCACAGUCAUUUCAUUCUCUUUUGUGCAGUGUGAUAUUCCAUUUGGCUCUUAGUCACAAUUUAAAAAAUUCAAUAAAAAAUCUAUCAAAAUGGAAGUUGCAUUGAAUCCAAUUCGUAUAUUGAAAAAUGAGGCAUACGAAGAGAAAGCCGAAAUCGCUCGGUUGUCAUCGUUUGUCGGUGCAAUUGCAAUUGGUGAUUUGGUGAAGAGCACACUGGGCCCAAAGGGAAUGGAUAAAAUCUUGUACUCAUCGGGUCGGAAUGCUGGUCAAGUGGAAGUGACCAAUGAUGGUGCCACAAUUUUGAAAGCUGUCGGUGUGGAUAAUCCAGCUGCAAAAAUCCUUGUCGAUAUGUCACGUGUGCAAGACGAUGAAGUCGGCGAUGGCACCACAUCAGUCACAGUGCUCGCCUCUGAAUUGUUGCGCGAAGCCGAAAAGUUGAUUGAAAAGAAAUUACAUCCACAAACAAUCAUUGCUGGUUAUCGUUUGGCUGCCGAUGUGGCUCGUGAUGCAUUGACCAAAUUCGCACAAGACAAUUCUAAAGAUGAAGCCGCAUUCAAAGCGGAUCUGUUAAACAUCGCUCGCACCACAUUGAGCUCGAAAAUUUUGUGCCAGCACAAAGAUUUCUUUGCAAAUUUGGCUGUCGACGCUGUACUUCGUCUUAAGGGAUCUGGUGAAUUGAGCGCAAUCCAAAUCAUCAAGAAGAGUGGCGGUGUGUUGGAAGACUCAUUUCUCGAUGAAGGUUUCUUAUUGGACAAACGACCCGGUGUACAUCAACCAAAACGCAUUGAAAAUGCCAAAAUCUUGAUCGCCAAUACACCGAUGGACACAGACAAAAUCAAAGUGUUCGGUUCAUCAAUCAAGGUCGAUUCAAUGGCCAAGAUUGCCGACUUGGAAAUGGCCGAAAAGGAAAAAAUGAAAGACAAAGUCAACAAAAUUUUGAAUCACAAAUGUAACGUUUUCAUCAAUCGUCAGUUGAUCUACAACUAUCCAGAACAAUUGUUUGCCGAUGCUGGUGUCAUGGCAAUUGAACACGCUGACUUUGAUGGAAUCGAACGUUUGGCCUUGGUCACCGGCGGUGAAAUCGUUUCAACGUUCGAAUGCCCGGAUCAAGUGAAAUUGGGUAGUUGUGACCUCAUCGAACAAGUGAUGAUCGGAGAAGAUACUUUGAUUCGUUUCAGCGGCGUUGCUUUGGGUGAAGCCUGUACCAUUGUUAUCCGUGGUGCCACACAACAAAUCAUCGAUGAGGCCGAACGUUCAUUGCACGACGCACUUUGCGUAUUGGCUGCUACUGUCAAGGAAUCACACAUCAUCUACGGAGGUGGUUGCUCAGAAACUUUGAUGGCCGUCGCCGUUUCAAAGGUUGCCACCGAAACCGCUGGAAAGGAAUCAAUCGCUAUGGAGUCAUUUGCACAUGCUUUGUUGCAAUUGCCAACCAUAAUCGCCGACAACGCCGGUUAUGAUUCAGCUGCUUUGGUUGCUGAAUUACGGGCCGCUCACGUUCAGGGCAAACAUUCUUCCGGUUUGAGCAUGGACGAGGGCAAAGUGGACUGCAUGAAGAAAUUGGGCAUUACCGAAUCAUUCGUCGUUAAGCGUCAAGUAUUAGUUUCGGCGACCGAAGCAGCUGAAAUGAUUCUCCGAGUGGAUAACAUCAUCCGAGCUGCUCCACGCAAACGGGUCCAGGACCGUGGAAUGUGCUAAACAUCGAUCAAAUUAACCUCUAGCGCUUAUCACAGUUACUCUCACUCAUUCUUAAUUUCACUUGUCUAUUAAUUUAACCUCUUUCAAUCGAUGCAUUUUACUACACUAUUUCAAAAAUAAAGAAAAUAACGGCAUUUAUGCUAUUUUUCUGAACAUGGGAACGCUUUAAUUAAUACGCAAACACAAAAAAAAACACGAUUAUAAACAAUACUAUCGAAUAAAUAACAUUUUCAACAAGAAA
Sitodiplosis mosellana (orange wheat blossom midge) is the source of this 2249-nucleotide messenger RNA. RefSeq names its product T-complex protein 1 subunit beta (gene CCT2). Bases 401 to 2008 code for a protein of 535 amino acids. Gene Ontology annotation, molecular function: ATP hydrolysis activity; ATP binding; ATP-dependent protein folding chaperone. Gene Ontology annotation, biological process: protein folding. The record is from RefSeq and is a predicted model, not a curated record. The transcript has 5 exons. NCBI's taxonomy places the organism in Eukaryota, Metazoa, Arthropoda, Insecta, Diptera, Cecidomyiidae. Gene Ontology annotation, cellular component: chaperonin-containing T-complex; cytosol.